AUGAGAAUCCCAGUAAGCUUAUUUAAUAACUGGGACCUAAUCACCACACGUAGCCUGCCCAAACCUGCAACCGCACUGUACGGACACGACUAUUCUGACUCUGCCUUGAGCAAGAACCGCGUUACUUAUUCGACGAAAUGCCCCAAUGAAACGAUUCACCGCAGAAACGCUUAA
This is a messenger RNA of Dovyalis caffra, 174 nucleotides long. Lineage: Eukaryota; Viridiplantae; Streptophyta; Magnoliopsida; Malpighiales; Salicaceae. The record is from the annotation of a GenBank genome assembly.